Molecule: messenger RNA, 797 nt
Organism: Fomitopsis serialis
Lineage: Eukaryota; Fungi; Basidiomycota; Agaricomycetes; Polyporales; Fomitopsidaceae
Exons: 4
Coding region: 285-686 (133 amino acids)
Source: RefSeq, a predicted model, not a curated record
AUAGUGAAGCUCUCCCUGUGUUCGAGAUGCAAAAGGCUCUACUAUUGGCAGCUGAACAAUUGCCAGUUCUCGGGGUGCCAGAAGUCAGACUGGCAAUCGCACAAAACGAUGGCGGCGAGGAAUGAGAAGAUCGAGCACCUAGCCCUGACGGAUCCAGCUGCUGCACAAAGGAGAAAGACUGGGACGCAUGGCGAGAAGUGGUGGACAAGCUGCCCUACGCCAGCGCGUUGCGUUUGUAUGAAGACCGCAGCCGUGCGCUCACGCACCUCAUAAUAGAGGAGGCGAUGUACACUCCGCAAGCAGGGACACGUGCGAAGGAUAAAUUCAAGAUCAUCAGAUGUUCGGUCAUUCGCAUGUCCGACUUUCUGAAGGGGUUGGCGAGCAUUUUAGGUGUCAGCCCCGACGAGACGGAUAGAUAUCGGCCACAGCAACCUUCGUGGGGCGUCAAAUUCUUCGUGUUCAGGUCUGGGGGCGUAGAUAUGAAAUCCGUCGACGAAGGCUUCCUACCGCACACCAUAAUCGAACAGUCGUCAUACAAUCGGAGCUGGCGCCGGUACAUCAGUCAGAGCUGUCCCCCGCACCGUCAUUGCUGGUUCGUGGCCUCGAGGAUGCCGAAUUCGACUAGAGUGCUGGAGGACGGCAUUAGAGGACAGUGCUGGCAGCCUGAGGACAUUCAUGGAGCAUAGCCGCAUCUGUAUUGGGAUAAGCGGCACGCGCGGACGGGAAUCGGUCUAUUGUAGAGAUAGCUGACGUCGACGUCUUGGGACGCUUGUAAGUCCUAGGUGCAAUGACAUGUA